Messenger RNA from Geodia barretti, 1960 nucleotides. NCBI's taxonomy places the organism in Eukaryota, Metazoa, Porifera, Demospongiae, Tetractinellida, Geodiidae. The record is from the annotation of a GenBank genome assembly.
GCAAUUGCGCGCGCGCUGCAACGUGUAUACGCUACGUAUCAUCAUGGCUGUGAGAGUUCCUGACCCUUUCUCUGCCGUCUCUCCCCCACCACUCUGGACAGGAGGUCCGCCAAUUGGAGGUCUGUACAGAUUUCCCUCUGCGCCCUCUACCAAGGCCGCUCCAGUGAAGCACACGCGGUAUCCGACUGUGUCAGGUACGUCGGUGCUGGGCCUGACGUUUGACGGUGGCGUAAUGCUGGCAGCCGACACUCUGGGGUCCUAUGGAUCUCUGGCCCGGUUUCGUAGUGUCCCUCGUCUCCGGAAACUAUCAGAGACCACUGUUCUGGCCGCCUCGGGUGACUAUGCAGACUUUCAGCACCUCCAGCGGUUUUUCGACGGAAUUAUAAUGCGGUCAGAGUCUUUUGACGACGGCCACAAAUACACCCCUCAAAACCUGUUUAACCGGUUGACCAGACUCAUGUACUACCGGAGGUGCCAGUUUAACCCGCUCUGGAACGUCAUCGUCGUCGGGGGUUACCAAGAAGGAAAGCCGUUUCUUGGCUAUGUCAACAGUAUUGGUACUGCGUUUGAGGCUCCCACUCUGGCCACUGGACUCGGCAGCUACAUCGCCCAGCCCCUGUUAAGAGAAGCAUACGAGAAAAAUCCUCGUCUCACGAGAGAAGAAGCGAAAGAGACACUGCAAAAAGCUCUAAAGGUUCUCUUCUACCGAGAUUGCAGAGCUCUCUCCACCUAUGAUUUGGCUGUGGUGACAGAUGAAGGGGUGGAGAUUGAGGGCCAGCUGCAACUUGAUACCAAUUGGGAGGUGGCUCACUACGUCAGGCCACAUUUUGAAGAUAGUGGCACGGUGGACAUAUCAGGCAGUGGGAUAUCUCUAAAGAUGACAGUGGAUAUCACAAUGAACAAGACAAGUGGUGGAAUCCACCUCAACUGCUCCUACUGUUCCAUUGGGAUUGGCGACCUCUCGGUUACUUUUCAUGGAGGAUUAAGUUGGUUCUAUAACUUGUUCGACUCGAUGAUAGAGGGUAAAUUGAAGAGCUACAUGAACGACAAUAUGUGUUCUCAGUUGAAGUAUGGGAUAAAUGUACCGGCCAACGGUGCACUAGACAGACUCCUCAAAGUAACUUAUGUGCUGGAGGAUGGUGUGGAGAUUGACUAUGCUCUUGUGGCCAAUCCUAAUUUUUCCCACCCUGGAAUUGUAAUCUUGGACAUGAAGGGGGAAUUUCGUUUGGUGAAGGACCCCCAGGAUCCCCCGUUCCCUCCCCCUCCAUUCCCGGACCCCUCUCUGAGGAACUUCUCGAAGAUGAUCUACCUCCAGGGCUCUACCUAUGUUGCCGAGUCAGCAUCCUGGGCCUUCUGGAAGGCAGGGUUGCUGUCCUAUAAUGUCUCCAAUGACAAAAUUCCAGCUGAGUUUGGGACAACAGAUUUCUACUGUUCCAUCGUUUCCCCUAUGUUGUGCAAGAAGUACCCCAACAAGAAGGUCAUGUUUGGAGUAGUUGCUAGCGACUACCCCAGACUGAAGAUUACCCCGGAGUAUGCAGUGGCGAUGGGCAAAGCUCUUGCUAGUAUGUAUGUGGAGAACAAUGGACAUGAAGAACUGGCAUUCACCUUAGCUUUAGAUAUUCAAGCCGACAUGAAACUGUGGUUUAACUCUUCGUCUCCAAUGGGACCAUAUUUGGUCUGUGGAAACGUUUCAAAUCCAAAAGUCAACAUGAGUCUUUACAAAUCAAAUAUUGGGAAUUUUAAUUGCUCGACGUUGAAUGACCUUGUCACAAAGUUUGCUCCAACAAUGGGUCUGGGUUACCUCAACGACUAUCUUAAUGCCGGGAUACCCAUUCCGACACUAGUUGGCCUGUCAUUCGUGGAUCCUUCACUUACAUUUGGAAAGGGGUAUGUUGAAGUGAGUGGAGACGUGAAAUACAGUCCAGAAAUACUGGAGAAACUGAAGAGAGGGCAGUACUGA